UCAGGCUGCGACAGGUCUGCUCGUUACGCAGUUGCUAGUCUGAAGGGAUUUGUUGUAAUUUCCAACCGGAGUUUCCGUUUAACGAACCUUUGACGAGCCACGCACAUCCCGCACAGUCCCGCAGAGCCCCGCCCAUCCCGCACCGCCACGCAGAGCCCCGCCCACACCGAGGCCCAGCUGCUUGUUGUGGAGUUCUGCUGCUGCUCACAGGAUGCUAACAGGAUGCUAACAGGAUGCUAACAGCUAGCAUCGGUAGCUCAGAUUAGCUGCAGUCGUCAGGAGUCCCGGGUCGGGGUGGUUCUCUCCAUGGAGCUUCCCGGAGGAGGAGCGGGUCUGCCCGGGGGCAACGUGCCGGCCUUCCUCACCAAGCUGUGGACCCUGGUGCUGGACCCGGACACCGACCCGCUGAUCUGCUGGAGCCCGAGUGGAACCAGCUUCCAUGUCUUUGAUCAGGGUCGGUUCUCCAAAGAAGUUCUACCCAAGUUCUUCAAACACAACAACAUGGCCAGCUUCAUUAGACAGCUGAACAUGUAUGGCUUCCGUAAAGUGGUGCACAUCGAGCACAGUGGUUUAGUGAAACCAGAGAGAGAUGACACCGAGUUCCAACAUCCGUUCUUCAUCAGAGGACAAGAACACCUGCUGGAGAACAUCAAACGCAAAGUCACCAACGUGUCUUCGACAGUGCGUCAUGAGGAAGUGAAGGUCGCUACAGAUGAAGUGAAUAAGAUCCUGACCGACGUCCAGCUGAUGAAGGGAAAACAGGAAACCAUCGACUCUAGGAUCGUUGCUAUGAAACAUGAAAACGAGGCUCUGUGGAGGGAGGUGGCCAGUCUGAGACAGAAACACACUCAGCAGCAGAAAGUCGUCAACAAGCUCAUCCAGUUCCUGGUGUCUCUCAUCCAAACCAACAGGAUCCUGGGAGUCAAGAGGAAGAUUCCUCUGAUGCUGAAUGACUCCAGCUCCGCCCACCCCAUGCCUAAGUACAGUCGGCAGUUCUCAUUGGAGCACAUGCAGGCUGCAGCCAAUCUGUUCUCAGCUGACUCCCCAGUGUCCUCUGGGCCAAUCAUCUCUGACAUCACAGACGUGGCCACACCCAUCAUGGAGGAGGCAGCCACUGACUGGACGGACCCAGGGGAGAACCAGUUCAUUAACAUCAAAGAGGAGCCAGCAAGUCCUGAGGUGGAGGUGUGUCCUGUUCUGGAAGGUGGGGCUUCACCUGUAGACACGCCCCUCUCCCCAACCACUUUCAUCAAUUCCAUCCUCCAAGAGAACGAGACGCAGCCGCUCGCCAACACCUCCAGCGCCAACGCUUCUCCAGCCAUCGUCCUGGGCUCCUCUGGGCCCCUCCCACCAUCACCCACCGGCCAAUCACCUCCCUCCAUUCUCACCUCGACCUCCAGUCCAGACGCUGCUCAGCAGAAGUGUCAGACGCUCGCCUGCAUCGACCGACCCCUCCCCCCUCCCUCUGCAGGUGGAUUCUCUCCUGACGUGUGGCGCUUCGUCUCUUCACAACCUGACAAGUCUGAGCUGUUGGACCAUGUGGACACGAUGGAGAACAGUCUAGAGAACCUACAGAACAUCCUCAACACACAAAGCUUCACCUUCGACACCUCCCCCAUCAUCGAGUUUCUCAGUUCACCUUGUUCCACUGGAGACUUUGACCUCGACUGUUUGGACAAUCUGCUGGCUGAAGACGCUCCCAGAGGAAGUGAUGGAAGCAGCGACACAGGGAAGCAGCUGGUGCAGUACUCUGCCACGCCUCUGUUGACGUCAGCUGACCUGCCGUCCCUGCUGGAGCUGGAGGCGGAGCGUUUCCUCACGUCGGAGCCCUCCCCCGACGACCUGCUGAGCCACACCCACCUGGACUCGGACCUUUGACGACACACAGAGAUGUGAGGACGGAUCCGUAACCAUGGCAGCAGAACAAUCUGAGCACUGACUCCCAGCAGCAACAGACAAUGAUGAUCAAUCAGCUGUAGUCGUGUUGUUAGAAUGAUCGAUAUUAUUCUUAUAGACCUGCUCCUCCUCCUUUGCUUUGAUUUGAGCUUUGUUUUUUAUUUUAGCUGUUUGCUGCUUUUAUUAAAUUGUGUGUUUGACGCUC
Molecule: messenger RNA, 2101 nt
Organism: Limanda limanda (common dab)
Lineage: Eukaryota; Metazoa; Chordata; Actinopteri; Pleuronectiformes; Pleuronectidae
Product: heat shock factor protein 1-like
Exons: 15
Coding region: 307-1878 (523 amino acids)
Biological process (GO): regulation of DNA-templated transcription
Molecular function (GO): sequence-specific DNA binding; DNA-binding transcription factor activity
Source: RefSeq, a predicted model, not a curated record